ACAAUGCAAGAAAAACCAGUAGGAAACCAUUCUUAUACUGACUUCAUUUUUAUUGGAUUUCCAGGAUUUUCUGAAUACAAGCCUUAUCUUUUCAUUCCUUUCUUUCUCAUGUUUCUAGUGGCUGUAGUUGGUAACUCUGUAAUAAUUUUUGUAAUCAAAACACAAACAAGUUUACAUUCCCCCAUGUACUUUUUAAUCUUUGCCAUUGCAAUUGUGGAUCUAAGUGCACCAAUAACAUUUGUCCCAAAUAUGUUCCUUAACCUUGUAUUGAACCUAAAUGGAAUUUCUCUGUACGGUUGUCUUGUCCAAAUGUUUUUUAUCCAUUUGAUAAGCACCUUUGAAUCAAUCAUACUUAUGAUGAUGGCUUUGGAUCGUUAUGUUGCCAUCUGUAACCCAUUGCGCUAUAAUGAUUACAUGAAUAGUUCUACUUUCUGUAAGCUAUCUGUUGCAUUCCUGAUAAGAAGUGGAUUAUUCAUUUCUGCCAUUGUCAUCCUUGCUAGUACUCUUUCAUUCUGUUUUUCAAAUGUUAUUGAGCAUUUCUAUUGUGAGCACAUGGCACUAGUUGGUUUGGCUUGUGGGGAGACAACCAAGAACAGCAUAAUGGGACUACUGACUAUUUUCUGUAUACCAGGUAUCGACCUUUUGUGCAUCUGCUAUUCAUAUAUUAACAUUUUCUGUGCAGUGCUUAAAUCUGCAUCAGGAAAAGCACGUCAAAAAGCAGUCCAUACCUGCGGCACUCAUUUGAUUGUCAUUCUUGUGACAUAUCUCUUAGCUUUGUGUUCAUAUCUUGCAUAUAGAAUAAGGAACUCCAUGUCCCCCGAUGUUCAUAUUCUAAUAAGUCUUUUAUACCUCCUUUUUCCAUGUUGUUUCAAUCCAAUUAUUUAUGGUGUCAGGACAAAAGAGAUAAGGGAACACAUUUUGAAAAUGGUUAAAGGAAAGAAAAUAGACCCAGAAAACAUUAAGGUAGCAAGUAUAACAAGGUAAUACAUUAAAGGAAAAGGGGAACUACUAUUGUUUUAACCAAUGUGUAUAAGACCCAGAAAACAAAAAAGAACCUGGUUUCUGGUAUGUGUGAGUCAACCUGAAUAAGAAAUUGAAUGUGCAAAUACUGUGCUGGAGCACCAUCAUGCGAGUACAAGUGGAGCAGGUGUACCUAUUGCCACCUCCCACCCACAGACAGACGCAGGCUCUGCACAGCGAAUGUGACUGGAGACUGAAUCACACCUUAAUGAAAGAGCUGCACAAUUGCACAAAGUGUAUAACCUGUGUAGUGUCACUGGUGCUCAGUACUACAAUACCUAGUCUGAAGAUUGGCUUAAACAGUGUGAGCCAACAAAGAGCGGUUACUUCUUAAAGACAUUGAUGUUUGAAUUUGUAAAGUCUUGUUUCUGUCCCCCAGAGACCACACUACCACCAACAAAAACAAAACAAAUAAACCCCCUGAAACCUGUGUCUUGAUCAUAA
Messenger RNA from Acipenser ruthenus (sterlet), 1464 nucleotides. RefSeq names its product olfactory receptor 52K1-like. The transcript has a single exon. Bases 4 to 984 code for a protein of 326 amino acids. Gene Ontology annotation, molecular function: G protein-coupled receptor activity; olfactory receptor activity. Gene Ontology annotation, cellular component: membrane. The record is from RefSeq and is a predicted model, not a curated record. Gene Ontology annotation, biological process: G protein-coupled receptor signaling pathway. Lineage: Eukaryota; Metazoa; Chordata; Actinopteri; Acipenseriformes; Acipenseridae.